Messenger RNA from Elaeis guineensis (African oil palm), 3625 nucleotides. RefSeq lists its product as uncharacterized. NCBI's taxonomy places the organism in Eukaryota, Viridiplantae, Streptophyta, Magnoliopsida, Arecales, Arecaceae. Gene Ontology annotation, biological process: protein phosphorylation. Gene Ontology annotation, molecular function: protein kinase activity; receptor serine/threonine kinase binding; ATP binding. The record is from RefSeq and is a predicted model, not a curated record.
UGCCCAUGCCCGCCCCACCACCCACUUGCCCCAGUCUCUUAUCCUCUCUCUUCCUCUCCCUUUCAGCAGUGAUGAGGCUGAUGGAAGGGACGCCCCUUGGAACUUCCUUCCCCCCCUCCCUUCUCCCAGAACUCACCACCAUCAUAUAGCUACGAGUGCGUGGCUCCAACUGGAUUCCCAGAGAGAGAGAUAGAGAGAGAGCUACAACCAUGCUGCCAAGACUGACCACCAUGCGACUUUUAGUGCCGUUGCUUCUCUUCUUCCACCUCUCCAAGCUCUCUUUCUCUCUCAAUCAAGAAGGCAUCUAUCUUCUCGAUGCCAAGCGAGGCCUGGAGGACCCCGGCAACAUCCUGGCCAACUGGAACCCACGCGACGACACCCCGUGCAAAUGGACCGGCGUUUCCUGCUCUCCUCCCCGCUCCCCUUCCUCCGACCGGAUCGUCACCUCCAUCGACCUCUCCGGCAACGGCCUCGUCGGCCCAUUCCCCGCCGUUCUCUGCCGCCUACCUUACCUCGCAAACCUCUCCCUCUCCAACAAUUAUAUCAACUCAUCCCUCCCCGAGUCCGCUCUCCUCCCCUGCCCUUCUCUUUCCCACCUCGACCUAUCCGAGAACAACCUCGUCGGCCCCCUCCCCGGCGCUCUCGCUGCCCUCCCCGCCCUCCUCUACCUCGACCUUUCGGGGAACAACUUCUCCGGCCGCAUUCCCCCCUCCUUCGCGGCCUUCCCCCGCCUCCAACGCCUCUUCCUUUACAACAACCUUCUAACCUCCACCAUCCCUUCUUUCCUCUCCAACGUCUCUACCCUCCGCGAACUCGAUCUCGCUUAUAACCCCUUCACUCCCGGCCCCGUUCCUGCGGAGCUCGCCAAACUCGGUUCUCUUGAACUGCUUUGGCUCGCCGGAUGCAAUCUCAUUGGCGAGAUUCCCCCCGAACUCGGCCGCCUCGCCAAGCUCACCAACUUCGACCUCUCCACCAACUCCCUAUCCGGACCCAUCCCGGCAAGCCUUACCCAGCUCUCCAGCGUCGUCCAGAUCGAGCUUUAUGGCAACUCCCUCUCCGGUCCCAUCCCCUCCGGCUUCUCCAAGCUCGCCAAUCUCCGCCGGAUCGACGCCUCCACGAACCAGCUCGAGGGUCCUCUUCCUGAGGACAUCUUUGACGCCCCUCUGCUUGACAAUGUCCAUUUUUCUCAGAACCACCUCACCGGGAGCAUUCCCGCCGGCGUGUCUCGCGCUUCGAACCUCUCCGAUCUGAAGCUCUUCCAAAACCGGCUGAACGGCUCUCUUCCUGCGGAUUUCGGCAAGUACUCUCCUCUGGUGUCUCUUGAUCUCUCGGACAACUUGCUCUCCGGAGGGAUCCCGGCGAGCAUUUGCGACGGCGGCGUGCUGCAGGAGCUCCUCUUGAUCGAUAACUUCUUCACAGGGAGCUUGCCACGGGGUAUCGGCCAGUGCCAGACGCUCGCACGGCUCCGGCUCGCGAACAACCGGCUCUCCGGGGAGGUCCCGGCCGGGAUGUGGGGCUUGCCCCAUAUCUCGUUUCUGGAGCUCAAAGGCAAUUCCUUUUCUGGUGGGAUCUCUCCGGUUAUAUCCAGCGCGGCGAAUCUCUCGAAUCUCGUCAUAUCCGAUAACCAGUUCAGCGGCAGCAUCCCAUCGGAAAUUGGAUCUCUGUCGAAGCUAUAUGAGCUUUCCGCUGGGAAUAACAGGUUGAGUGGCCCGCUGCCCUCGUCCCUUGGCAACUUGACGUUGCUCGGCCGGCUUGUCCUCUGCAACAAUUCCCUCUCCGGGGAGUUGCUCAGAGGAAUCGAAUCCUGGAAAAGGCUCACUGAGCUGAACCUCUCUUAUAAUGGUUUCACUGGUGGAAUACCGCCGGAGCUUGGCGACCUACCGGUGCUCAACUAUCUCGAUCUCUCAAACAACAUACUCAUCGGCGAGAUCCCUGUCCAAUUGCAGAACUUGAAUCUCAACAAGUUUAACGUAUCCAACAAUCAGCUGUCGGGAUCUCUUCCACCCCUGUUUGCCAGCCAGGUCUACCGCAAUAGCUUCUUGGGCAAUCCCGGCCUGUGUGACGACUUGCCGGGGUUGUGCCCUGUUACACCGGGAGGCAGGAAGGAUCGCCAUCUGUUCGUUUGGUUGCUCCGGUCCAUCUUUAUACUUGCUGCUCUGGUCUUUAUUGGCGGGGUGGCAUGGUUCUAUUGGAGGUACCGGAGCUUCAAGAGGUUCAAGCUGGGAAUUGAUAAGUCUAAGUGGACGCUGACCUCGUUCCACAAGUUAGGAUUCAAUGAAGAUGAGAUCUUGGACUGCCUUGAUGAAGAUAAUGUGAUAGGCAAGGGAGCAUCCGGGAAGGUAUACAAGGUGGUCCUUAGCAAUGGAGAGGCGGUCGCAGUGAAGAAACUCUGGGGGACAUCAAAAAAGGGUGGGGAAAACGAAGAUCAGAUGGUCGAUGAUCUUUUCGAAGCGGAGGUUGCGACCCUGGGAAAGAUCAGGCACAAGAACAUUGUCAAGCUGUGGUGCUGCUGCACUCACAAGGACCGCAAGCUUUUGGUCUAUGAAUACAUGCCAAAUGGAAGCUUGGGGGACUUGUUGCAUAGCAGCAAGGGAGGGCUUUUAGAUUGGCCGACAAGGUACAAGAUUGCCUUGGAUGCGGCAGAGGGACUCUCUUAUUUGCACCAUGAUUGCGUGCCACCAAUUGUGCACAGAGAUGUGAAGUCCAACAACAUCCUGUUGGAUGGGGAGUUCGGAGCGCGGGUGGCAGAUUUUGGGGUUGCAAAGGCUGUCGAAGCAAUCGGGAAGGGGUCGAAAUCUAUGUCAGGUAUUGCCGGUUCGUGUGGAUAUAUCGCCCCAGAGUAUGCAUACACCCUCCGGGUGAACGAGAAGAGCGAUAUAUACAGCUUCGGUGUCGUCAUUCUGGAGCUGGUGACAGGGAGGCGCCCUGUGGCUCCUGAGUUUGGGGAGAAGGACCUGGUGAAGUGGGUCUGCAGCACAGUAGAUCAGAAGGGUGUGGACCAUGUGAUCGACCCCAAGCUUGAUAUGUGCUCCAAGGAGGAGAUAGAAAAGGUCCUCAAAAUUGGCCUCCUUUGCACCAGUCCCCUCCCUAUCAACCGCCCUUCAAUGAGGAGGGUAGUGAAGAUGCUCCAAGAAGUGCGUGCUGACAAGCCUAAGCCGGAGAAGAGGCAUGGAAAACUCUCCCCCUACUACCACGACGAUGCAUCAUCCGAUCCGGGGAGUAUUAUUUGAGGACCGAGGCUUCUAAACAUUGACCGAUGAUGGAAAGCUUCAUCUCCAGUUUCCUUCCAAGUUCCCUGUAAUUUGCUUUCAGGGAACCGUGUAAUUACUGUUUGAAUUCUCGAACUGCAUUCACCACCACCCUGAGAAAUUACAGAUAUUUUUGCUUGCAUGUAUGGAAUAUGCAAGUAAUUUCUAGAAGGCUUGAUGGUCCCUUGGUGUGCAGUAUAUCUAGGUAAAUUUCUUACUUCCAGUGAGACAGUCUAGAUUCUGGAGGUACCUAUCUGUUCUGUUCUGUCCUGUCCUUGCCUAUGUUGCUGGUAAAUGUUGUAACUGGUUAUGAGAUGUGUUAAUAAUCCCAUGAUAUGUCCGCCUCAUUUUUAGUAAUUAAUUGUAUAUCCUAGAAA